This is a messenger RNA of Psammomys obesus (fat sand rat), 3190 nucleotides long. RefSeq names its product zinc finger protein 235-like. Bases 41 to 1993 code for a protein of 650 amino acids. Gene Ontology annotation, biological process: regulation of transcription by RNA polymerase II. The record is from RefSeq and is a predicted model, not a curated record. The transcript has 2 exons. Gene Ontology annotation, molecular function: DNA-binding transcription factor activity, RNA polymerase II-specific; RNA polymerase II cis-regulatory region sequence-specific DNA binding. Lineage: Eukaryota; Metazoa; Chordata; Mammalia; Rodentia; Muridae.
CAGGAACCUUCUGUCAGUGGGAGGCCAGACUCCAAACAAGAUGGAGACUCUUCAUGCCACAUUACUAACGUGCCUUUCCCUGGGACAGCCUCUAUGCUGGAAAAUGACAGGUCAUGAUGUUGACACAUUGGCCAGAACUCCAGAAGCUGUGAUAGACACUCAAGGAAAGGGUUCUCACUUCCUGGAGCAAUGCUAUGUCCCCUGCCAUGGGGGAGCAGAAGAGCCUCCCUGGGCCUCCAAGGACGACAGCUGUUUGGAGAGUCUUAUAAGUGACCAUUCCAGAAUUUCUGAAUAUCAGAAAUUUCUGUGUGAGAUUGCUCAGAGUUCUUGGAGUAAAAUCCAUCUUAGCCAGAGACAGGACCAUCAGAAACACUGUCCACAGACUCUGGUGAAAAACAAGCCACAGCUGUUGGCUCUGGUUGUUAACAUUCUGAGUUGCAUUUCCCACCCUGAUAACAAUACACUGCAUCAAAGAGACAGAGCCCACAGCAGCGGCCACUGCAAUAAUAUCAUCGUUCCUGGGUCACCCCACAGCCAGCAUGAGGAUCACAUUGAAACAAUGGCCUACCAGGGCAGCAAGGGCCAGGAAGCCGUCACUGACAGCCCCAGGCUGGAACUCCAUCAGCAGGUCCCCUUAGGAAAGGAGUCCUCUGAACCUAGGACACAGGAGGACACCAGGCAUAGCUCCAGUGUCCCCAUUCAACAAAGUGCUCAUCCAGGAAAAAAGCGCUACUGGUGUCACGAGUGUGGCAAGGGUUUCAGUCAGAGCUCAAAAUUUCAGACUCACCAGAGAGUGCACACAGGGGAGAAGCCCUGUAUCUGCCCAGAGUGUGGGAAAAGCUUUAACCAGACCUCACACCUGUAUGCUCACCUGCCCAUCCACUCAGUAGAGAAGCCCUACCGGUGCCACACCUGUGGGAAAGGCUUCAGCCGAAGCUCAGAUCUCAGCAUCCAUUGUCGAGUGCACACUGGAGAGAAACCUUACAAGUGUGAGGUGUGUGGGAAGGGCUUCACGCAGUGGGCACACCUUCAGGUUCACAAGAGAAUUCACACAGGAGAGAAACCGUAUAAAUGUGGAGAGUGUGGCAAGCACUUCAGCUGUAGCUCAAACCUUCAUGCCCAUGAGAGAGUCCACACUGAGGAGAAACCCUACAAGUGUGAUGAGUGUGGGAAGUGCUUCAGCUUGAAUUACAACCUUCAAAGCCAUCAGCGUGUCCACACAGGAGAGAAGCCAUAUAAAUGUGAAGAGUGCGGGAAGGGUUUCAGUUCAGUCUCAAGCUUCCAAAACCACCAGCGGGUCCAUACAGGAGAGAAGCCAUUUCACUGCAAUGUGUGUGGAAAGGGCUUCCGUCAGAGCUCAUAUUUUCAAGAGCACCAGAGAAUUCACACUGGGGAGAAACCAUACAGAUGUGAUGUGUGUGGGAAGUGCUUCAGAAAUACCUCAAUCCUUCACACCCACCAGAGAGUCCACACUGGUGUGAAGUCUUUUAUUUGUCAGGAAUGUGGGAAAGGCUACAGUCAUGCCUCAAGUCUGCAGGUUCAUCAGAGACUCCACACUGGUGAGAAGCCGUUCAAAUGCCAUGUGUGCCAGAAGCGCUUCAGUCAGGCCUCAAACCUCCAGGCCCACCAGAGGGUGCACACGGGGGAGAAGCCCUACAAAUGUAACACGUGUGGGAAAGCCUUUAGCCAGAGAUCUUAUGUCCAAAUCCAUCAGAUAAGUCACACUGGGGAGAAGCCAUUCAAGUGUGAGGAGUGUGGGAAGGAAUUCAGAUGGAGCUCAGGGCUUAGUGCUCACAGGAGGGUCCACACAGGACAGAAACCCUUCACAUGUCAGCAGUGUGGGAAAGGCUUCAGUCAGGCCUCAUAUUUUUAUCUGCACCAGAGGCUCCACACUGGGGAGAGACCCUACAUCUGCAGCAUCUGCUCUAAGGGCUUCAUUCAGAGAUCACAUCUCGUCUACCACCAGAGGGUCCACACUGCAGGGAAUCUCUAGGUUCUGCUGUCAGGUGGGCCCCAUGCUGCUGAUUGUUAAAAGCCUUCAAAACUCAAAAGACUUUAUAAGACUUCGUAAGACUAUAAGGGACUUUAUUUUGCCUUCAAGUCAUUCUAUGGGCUCAUUAUGCAAAGGGAAGAUACUUUUUUAGCAUAGAAACAAAAAAAAGACAUAUAGAAAAACUUUAUGAUAUAAAAGGAAGAAUUUUCAAUUGUCAGGAAUAGACCCAACAGAAAUUACAGUGCCUCAUAUUAAUGCUGAGAUUAUGUCAUUAUUAGUAAUAAUGAAGAUUGGCAAAGAGUUUGUAGGAACUCUUUGGCAGAAGUUAGCACCAAAAUAUCCUAAAAGCAAGUUUAUAAAAAGAACUAAUUGGAUUUUCCCUCAUACUGUAAAAAGAACCUCUGAAAUUCUGAAGCUCCUACAUUUUAUACUGAUGCAAAUAAGUUGGAAAUGGCUGGUUACAAGGCAAGAAAAAUUGGCAAAUUCAAAGCCCAUAUGCUUCAGUCUGAAAAUCAGAGUUGUAUGCCGUUCUUAAAUUAUUAGAUUUUCCUGAAUCUCUUAAUAUAGUUACAGACUCAAUAUGCAGAAAGAGUUGUUUUGGACUUAGAAAGUAGUAAACUUAUUUAGGAUGAUUCAAAAUUAACUUCACUAUGUAUUCAACUACAACAGUGAUCAAAAAUAGACAUCAUCUAUUGUCUAUAACAUCAGAUCCCAUAUGGGUCCAUCAGGCCCUCUAACAUAAGGUAAUUAAGAACUUGAUCAUAAGUUAAUAGGAAAUGUGCUAGAAGCUUCAGAAUUUUAUAAGAAAUAACAUGUUAACAGCAAAAGUUUAAAAGUGAUUUUAUCUGCCACUUCAAGAAGCCAAGGAAAUCUUAAGAAAAUGUCCUGCUUGUUCUUUCCAUAACCAGACUCCACUACCUACACAGAGUAACCAAAAGAUACCUAGAGAAACGAAAUUUUGCAGAUGGAUGUGUUUCAUUUCAUAGUUUGGAAAAUUAAACCUGUCCACCAACCAUAACUACAUGUUCACUGUUUCAGUGGGAAAUUGCUAUCAUUUCUCAAGAGCUGGCAAUGUAAUUACACAUUUUUUAGACAUGGCAUUUAUAGGAAUACCUGUACCAAUUAAAGCUAACAGUGCUUCAGCAUGUCUCUAGUAAAAGGAAACAAUUCUAAAUAAAAUAAGAUGUAUAAGCAUAA